Messenger RNA from Condylostylus longicornis, 522 nucleotides. RefSeq names its product ribonuclease kappa-B-like. The record is from RefSeq and is a predicted model, not a curated record. Lineage: Eukaryota; Metazoa; Arthropoda; Insecta; Diptera; Dolichopodidae. Bases 95 to 394 code for a protein of 99 amino acids. The transcript has a single exon. Gene Ontology annotation, molecular function: RNA endonuclease activity.
UAUACCUUCUUUGAAAAGUCCCAUAUAGACUAACUCAUUAUAUCGGAAAUAUUAUAUUUACCUAAUUAUAUAUUUACAAAACAAUAGUUUAAAAAUGAAAAUUUGCGGACCAAAGUGUUCUCUAUGUGGAUUAAUACUUUCUGUAUGGGGAAUUAUUCAAUUAACAUUAAUGGGAGUAUUCUUUUAUAUAAGAAGUGUGGCAUUACUUGAAGAUAUUGGUCUACCAGAAGAAAUUGAAAAAAUCUUUGAUAAUGAUAUUGAGAAAGUAUAUAAAAGAGCAGAUGAAUUAUAUGAACAAAAUGCUUUAAAUUGUUGGAUUGCUGCUGGUUUUUAUGUAUUGCUAUUAGCAUUUUCGGGACAUCAAAUGUACUCGAAUAUAAGAUCGAAAGCAUGAUUUAUUUUGUAAUAAAAAAUUUGUUUUCCCAAUGUUUAAAGUUAAUUUAUUUGUAAUAAACAAGUGUAUAUGAAAUUAAAUUAAUUUAUACGUAUAUCACGAGUAAAACAAAUAUUUUACUAUUGCAA